AUGACGGACAGCUUUAAACUACAUGUGGCCAUGUAUGAGCCUGUAUUUGGGGUGGGAACCAGGAGUCAUUUAAAGACAGAGUUAGGUCAUCUUCAGUUUCAAAGACCUAGAAUUGUCACUCUGAUGUCUGAGGACCUCAAAGUUCGGAGCCUCAAAAGGACCAAGGAGCCUGCUGACCAUGACAUGACACCUCCUUCCACGCUGUUCGCCAGACCUGGAGGAAACCAGUUACAGUGCUCGUUCCCCACAGGCCAGGAAGGUGGAGGCAAGCCCCUCGCUGCGGGGUCGGAGAAGGAAGGACCGCCACGGAGUCCAGCCCCCGCCACUCAGGAGGUCCCACGUGGGGAGCCGCCCCCCUCCUGCGCUGUCCUGGGAGAGAAGACGCCACCCAAGGCCCCCGACGCCAGGGGAGCAUGCCAGCCACCGGGCUCUGUCCACAAAGACAGAACCCUGGUCCUGCCCCGCCCCCAGCCUCAGGUAGAUGGGUGUUCCGUCCCCAGGAGAGAGGCCAAGGCAGGGAAGAGGUCCUUCGCUCCGGGCUCCGGGAAGCAGAAAAAGUCUGUCGCCACGGGUCCAGUCUCCAUGUCACCUCCCCGCGUCAAUAACUCAGCCCGUGACACCAACAACCCAGUGCCCUGUGGGUCAGGCCGGGGGCCCUGCCACCUGGCCAACCUCCUCAGCACAUUGGCCCAGAACAGCCCAAACACAGACCAAAAGAAGCCCCUAGAAGUGACCUGCCAAGUGCGGAAAAAGACUCGAACCCUGUACCGCUCAGACCAGCUGGAGGAGCUGGAAAGGAUAUUCCAAGCAGACCACUACCCUGACGGUGACAAACGCCGGGAGAUUGCCCAGACAGUGGGGGUCACCCCCCAGCGCAUCAUGGUAAAGGGGGCUGGGCAGGGGCGGGUGGAGGAGAAUCCACGCUGGGCCUCUGGACAGCAGGCAGGUGCGCAGCACCUCUGGCUCGGGCCGAGGUUACAGCUCUUAGGGCUGUGUUCUUGCAUGUCCACAUCGCUGCAGCCUAGAAAGCGAGAAGGGGAAAGGCUGCUAGAGGGACCUUCUAUGACACCAGCCUCAGAGGCAGCAUCUGCAGCGCAGCGGUGUCUCUCCCUGCAGGUGUGGUUCCAGAAUCGCCGGGCAAAGUGGCGAAAAGUGGAGAAACUGAAUGGGAAGAAGGACAAGGACAGUCCUGCAGGUCCAGCCCCUGCCAGCGGCCAGGACAGCUCUGCUGCUGAGCUGCCACCUGCUGUGCCCAUGGACCCAGAGCCUGGUGCCUUCCCUCAGGAGACCCCUCUAGACACACUGCCAGAGCCCCCCAUGCUUCUGACAUCUGACCAGACUCUGGCCCCAAACCAACAGAGCGAAGGUGCUCAGAGGGUGGCAGUGACCCCACCACUCUUCAGCCCCCCGCCUGUCCAAAGGGCCAACCUUCCCUUCCCCCUCGGCUCUGCCCACACCCCCCAACUGAUGCCUCUGCUGAUGGACACACUUGGCAGUGACAGCAGCCACAGAGAUGGCUCCUGUGGGUCCUGGGGGACAAGUGUCACCCCGCCCCCUACCUGCUCAUACCUGGAAGAGCUGGAACCCCAGGAUUACCAGCUGAGCAACCAGCCGGGGCUGUUCCAGGUCUCCCAGGCUCCACAGCCCCAGCUUUUCCAACAGCCUCAGCCCCAGUUUUCCUAUCUGCACUCCUUCCCCUUCUCCACGCCCAGCUCCCUGACGCCCCCGCUGCCAGAAGACCCUUUCUUCCCGCCGCCUUACAGCCCCAAUGGGGGGCCCUCGCAGGGCUACUUCCCAGCGCCCCCAUCAGGGCAGGGCCUGCUGCAGCCGCCUGCUGGGAGCAUGGGCACAGUGCCCUGGAAUGACCCUUGCUGGCCAGAACUGCCCUUCCCUGGUCCCUUCUGUCCCCAAGCUCUGGGGCACCCCUCAGGAGGGGACGGCUACUUUUCCGAUCUGUUUCCGGCUCCCUAUGCUCACCCUGUGAGCAGACAGCCUUCUCCAGGGCCCAGCCGGCUGCCUGAUGGGGCCAGGCCAGGAGCUGGGCCCUUACCCAGCAAGGCCCCCAGUGAGCAGCCCACGGCCACUGUGGAGCAGCAUUUGGCACCCGAGGAGGCCCAAGAGGAGGACAGAAACAGCCACGGCCCCUAGUCCUGGGGCCACAUGUCAGACAGGCUGCUGGGUGGAGGGGUUGGGGCGCCAUCAGGGAGAUGGCAGCAGAAGCAUUAGGAAAGACUGGGAGCUGUGUUGACUGGGGUGCAAGUUGGACAUGCUCCUGUGUGAGCUCAUCUUGCUGGGCGCUGGUGUGAGGGAGGGAGGGGCUGGCUCUACCUGACUCUCCACACUUCUGUACGGUGUCGGCCCUGAAGGUGAUGGCCGGUACCACUUAGGAACUCUGUAUCAGCUUGUGUUGUUUCCUUUCCUGGCCAGAUACAUGAGCCAGAGUGUUCACUGUAAGCAGUAAACGAGUGUGCUGUUGGUUUCUCUCUCUAAUUACUGUCUCCCCACUCACACACUGAGCUCUAGUCCCAGGUGAGGUCGCCACUAGGCGUGAUCAAGUGCAGCUGGCAUUCUCCCUGGCCUGUCUCUCCUGCUGGAGGAGAAACUGGGCAUUUGGGGCCUUGUCUUCACUCCUGCUAUUAAACCAUGCUCUCUGGAAUUUGGACUCUGGAGGGACAGGGUUACAGAAGAAGCCCAAGCAUAUUUUAGGGUCAGUCUCUCCAAAGCAUUUAUUUUUUUGGCGGGAGAGGGGCGCUAAGAAGAAGAUGCUCUUAUAUAUAGUUAGUACGCCACAUCGGAUAGUCCCACAGUGCCCACUGCAUUGGGGGGCUUCUGGACCUCUAAUGCUGAUUAUUGGAAAAUACACAUCCUCUUGAUGUCAUCAUCCUCUCAACAGUGCAAGCUCAGGGCUCUGCCAUUGACCAGAGCAGAAUCCUUCCUUGCAGACUCCAGGAAAAAAUGUCUCCCACAUCUAAUUUAAGUUUUCACUGUCACAAUGUUUCCACCAGAUGGCAAUCCACCACCAGUUUCUCUGUGGCCUUAAACUGGUGGUUUACAGCAGCGAUUUUCAACCUUUUUCAUCUCAUGGCGCAUGUAAACUAAUGACUAAGAUUCUGCGGUACAGUAAAAAAACAUA
This is a messenger RNA of Myotis davidii, 3133 nucleotides long. RefSeq names its product homeobox protein NOBOX. The record is from RefSeq and is a predicted model, not a curated record. The coding region runs from base 1 to 2148 and encodes 715 amino acids. Gene Ontology annotation, biological process: regulation of transcription by RNA polymerase II. Gene Ontology annotation, molecular function: RNA polymerase II cis-regulatory region sequence-specific DNA binding; DNA-binding transcription factor activity, RNA polymerase II-specific. The transcript is spliced from 9 exons. NCBI's taxonomy places the organism in Eukaryota, Metazoa, Chordata, Mammalia, Chiroptera, Vespertilionidae.